This is a messenger RNA of Clupea harengus (Atlantic herring), 1501 nucleotides long. RefSeq lists its product as uncharacterized. NCBI's taxonomy places the organism in Eukaryota, Metazoa, Chordata, Actinopteri, Clupeiformes, Clupeidae. The record is from RefSeq and is a predicted model, not a curated record. The transcript has 8 exons. Gene Ontology annotation, cellular component: membrane. Bases 42 to 1175 code for a protein of 377 amino acids.
UGCAGUGCACUUUUGCGUUUGCUUCCGAACGGCACGGAGAAAUGUUCCAUUGUUUCCAGAGUUCCACUGUUGGGUCCGGCACCGGAGCGCUGGUACUCGUUCUUCUACAAGGUGUGUGUGUCUGGGGUGAUGAGUCAGAUGAGAGAGUUAGUGCUGUGGUUGGAGGAACAGUGGUGCUGUCGUCUGGAUAUCAGAGGGAAGAUGUCAAAUCUGCUGAAUGGAACUUUAAUAAGUUAAUAAUAGCCGAAUAUGCAGAACCUAACAUUAAGGUUGAUUUUAUUGAACAAUUCAAAGGAAGAUUAGAAAUGAACCCUUACAAUUUCAGUUUAACUGUCAGCAAACUGACAAAAAAAGAUUCAGGACGGUUCUUAUUUACUGGCACAGGAACAACUGGUACGCAGUUGAAGGCGAAAACAUUUCUACUACAAGUCUAUGAUUCCACUCUGACGAUGAAUGUGGUAAAGAAUGUGACCCUGCUCCAGCCGAAUAACACGUGCAUGGUCAGUUUGCUCUGCAAUGCCAGCGGUGGACCUGAUGUGAGUUUCUCAUGGAGUGGGUAUCGCACGGGUAGUGAGGCCAAUCUGCGCUUCCCUCUAUCACCAGCAGAUGGCAGGGUCAUACUUACAUGCACUGCAGUUCGCGACCAAACCACUAAAGAAACAAAAGUGACCCUCAAGUGCGACAACAAGACUUUAAAUGACUCUGGGGAAUCCGAUGUUGUCAAUCCGACUCCUCCCACCCGUGAGCUUUUAGAGAAGUUGUGGUACCCUGUAUUUUGUGGUGAUUCCUGCAGCAUGGUGGUGGUUGGUCCUCAUCAUUCUCAGCACAGUAGUUGGUGUGUGCUGCCACAGGAGACACAAGCCACCGAGCAGGACACUGUGUAUGCUGAUGUUAACCCAGACCAGAAACAAACACCUCGGAGAUCCCUCAGUGGGCCCAAUGAGAUGUCCAUCUAUGAGACUGUGAAUGAAGGAGCAAUUGGGAUUCAGAGCAAUCCACAGACAUUGUAUGACAAGAUAAACUUCACACGGCAAGGAGGAAAGAAAGACAUUUGCACCAGAGCAAUUGGGAAUCAGAGCAAUCCACAGACAUUGUAUGACAAGAUAAACUUCACACGGCAAGGAGGAAAGAGCGACGUUUGCCCCACGCUGUCUUCUCCAUAUCAAGAGGUGUAACUGGAUGAAAGGUUGAUCACAUGCGUCUGUACUCUUUCUUUGUAAUAAGCCUUUUAUGAAUAUGCUCUCAACUGAACCUGUGAAUUUGGCAUUUUUUUAUGUGAACUGUAAAAUUGAAAGUGCAUGUAUAUAUUAGCAAUAUAAAAAGAGGUACAGACUGAUUGCAUGUUGAUGUUGCACAUGUUUUUCUUUGUAGGGGGUGGAUCAGUGUAUUGUCUAUUGUAUUGCUAGCAUGUUUAGAUUUUUUGUAAAUGAAUACAUAUAAUACUGUAUACAUGUGUCCUUUAAACUAUGUGUGUUUUCUUAAAACUAAAACAUAUAAUACA